Ceratosolen solmsi marchali is the source of this 1433-nucleotide messenger RNA. RefSeq lists its product as uncharacterized. The coding region runs from base 206 to 1420 and encodes 404 amino acids. NCBI's taxonomy places the organism in Eukaryota, Metazoa, Arthropoda, Insecta, Hymenoptera, Agaonidae. The transcript has 6 exons. The record is from RefSeq and is a predicted model, not a curated record.
GGCGUCGUCAUCGUCGUCGUCGUCGUCGUCGUCGAGCGGCAACGAAUCAAUAUCGCGGUGGCUGCGCGCGCGCUAGGUCCUGGUGGUCUAGACUAGCCAAGUUGCCGUCACGAGGACGCGCCGAGGCCCGGUAAAGAGUGCGACGCGGGGAUGAACCGUGGAUUGUGAGCCGAGCAGGCGAGCACACGUAGACGUCAGCUGCAACAUGGCCAAGAACGCAGGCGAGAGCAGAAUACCGUUGCCUCGGACGGUAAGGCCCUCGCUACUACCAAAGCUCCGGGCCCACGGAACUAGCAAGAUAAGCGUCGGACCCAUCGGUAGUCAUCGACGAUCGCCCGUCUACUGCGGGAAUCACAAGCAAUUCGGCAGCGGGACAACCGAGCAGACCAAGUCCCGGAGUCUGCUGACCCCUGAUAAGGACGAAGAUAAAAAUUAUUCUAUUUCGUCAAUAUGGAAUACAACAGCGGAAAACAAGGAUGCGGACCACCUCAUGCGUUUAAAUGAAGAAAAACUUGGAAUUCUUCGCUCGCAGGAGGACCUCGUGAAUUUUACGUGCAUCAAGAAAAAGAAGCAGCAACAGCAGGAGGAGCAGGUCGAUGCUUGUCCGAAUAACGACAAGGGCCCCGUUCUCGGUGGUAUCGGCAACGACUACGCUAUCGAUUCUCCGGUAGGGACGACGCCGCACUACUUGAUGCUGACCAAGCAAAACUCGUUCGAGCACGAUGAGAGCUUAGGCAUCCUCACGCCCGAUCAGAUGACCGACUUCACGGUGGCCCUCGAGUCCUCGAGAACGCCUUCCUGCGAGAAUCUUUCGGGUCACGCUAAUUCAGACAAGUUUCUAUUUGGCAAAAGCAGUGCUGUAGUUACCGCUGCGGCACGUCAUUUUGACAUCGCCGCCCGAGUGCCGUCGAUCGAGGCAUUCAUACUGUCAAAUGACCGGAGUCCCUCGAUCGAGGAACUGCCCCUGGAUCCGAAGCCAAAAGUUGUCGUCGACGGGGACAUAAAUGUACUUCAAUCGGCAGCACUUUGCGCUGAUUUUGCCAAAACAGAGGAGGUCGCGCCAAGGUUAGAGAAACAGUCAUCAGACACGGUCGUGCUGUUAAAGCCAGCAGCCGUCGACUCGCCGUCGGAGACGAGCGAGCACACGAGCGAGCAGACGCGUUGUGGCGGCGCUGGGGGCAUCGGAGGCGUCGGGGGAGUCAGCGUCAGCGGUGUUAGCCACAUCUUGCCGGCGAGUUUCAUAACAUCCGUGACGAGCAUCACGAGCCUCGAGGCCGGCUAUCAGGGAGAUGGGGAGAACUCGCGGCCCGCCAGCCGAGGACCCGAGCCCCUUUCCGUCGCCUCGGCCGCCAAUCUCAUCGUCAACGCCGCUUGCAAGUUAGUUCCUUGUCAAAUAAUCCUUUGGCCAUUGUUGCAUUGAAUAUAUCGAGUUA